This is a messenger RNA of Schistocerca piceifrons (Central American locust), 381 nucleotides long. Its product is annotated as trypsin-7-like. Gene Ontology annotation, biological process: proteolysis. Gene Ontology annotation, molecular function: serine-type endopeptidase activity. The record is from RefSeq and is a predicted model, not a curated record. The coding region runs from base 1 to 381 and encodes 126 amino acids. Lineage: Eukaryota; Metazoa; Arthropoda; Insecta; Orthoptera; Acrididae. The transcript is spliced from 2 exons.
AUGCUGCGCGGUGUGGUUGCCUUGCUCUGCCUGCAGGCGUGCGCGCUUGCGGCGCCCACAGCCGGGGCGCCGUGGUCCGCCAGCGGCCACGGACGCAUCAUCAACGGCACCGACGCCAGCAUCGCCGACUUCCCGUGGAUGGUGUCGCUGCAGCUGGCGGGCGACCACUGGUGCGGCGCCUCCGUCAUCGGCGACAGCUGGGCGCUCACGGCCGCGCACUGCGUCUUCCGGCACGAGGUGGCCAACAUGACCGUGAGGGCGGGCACGUCCACGCGGGGCAGCGGCGGGGUCGUCCUCAACGUCUCGCAGGCCAUCAUCCACGACGAGUUCAGCAUCAUUUCUGCCGAAUACGACAUCGCCGUUGUACAGCUCUUGGUUUAG